GGCACUGGUUAAGUCCUGAGAAGCCGUUCAUUGACAAAAGGCAAAGGAUUGUACACAUCAUGUUUCUAUAGAAACCCGAAUUUUGAGCGUUUUUUAAUUUUGGAAAAUCGGGAACCGCACGUAGAUGGAAUGGACUGGACUUCGGUUGGCUGGAUGCGGCACUGGUUAAAGUCCUGAGAAGCCGUUCAUUGACAAAAGGCAAAGGAUUGUACACAUCAUAUGUUUCUAUUGUGAGGAAGGGUCCACUGCACAGUAUGGGUUUCCUGUGGUAAGCUCUCACAGCACGUGGAACAAACAAAAUGGCGACCAAGGAGAAGAGUAAAGUAGAGAAGAAGAAAAAAUCUCGGAAACAAGCCGUGGAUCUUACUUUAGAAGAUGUAUUAGCGGUUGGAGGAGACAAGGAAGACUACGAUAUGAUUAAAGAUGUCAAUGCUGACAACGAACUGACCACAGAUGCUAAGGCGAAAGGGAAGUCAGUGCUCAAAAAAGAUGAGAUAAUGUCAAUGAUACAAGGACUCGGGCUUGACAAAAUCAUUCUAGAGACAGAAGAAAAAGGAGGGACAAAGGUAGAGGAUGACAAGCUUGGAGAUGAAGAUAAUGAUGAGGAUGUAGAGGAAGGUGCAGACAAUAACAAAGAAAAGAUUCAACCUGUAAAAGCAAUCAAAAAAGAAGAAAGAAAAUCAAAGAAAGAAGACACCAACAAUAAUUCACAGAAACAGGAACCAAAGACUGAUGUUGAUGAUGAAGAGGAUAAACAGAUGACUGUUCUGCUGAAGAAGCUACUGAUAAAACCUGGUGGCAAGUGGUAUGAUCAGAUUCCUGAAGAUGCAAAAUGCAUGUCCUCUCCAUCUUCCAGUACAAUAAACAAACUACAAAAAGAGGCAUUAGAGAUCUGGGAGCAUGACACUGAAAUCUAUCAUAAAAUGAAAAGUAGUAAAGGAGCAUCAGAUAGUAACUGGUUAAGGACUGUAACUACAUCAGGAACACUUGGAGACAAGGUUGCUGCCCUGACAUUACAAGUCCAGGAAUCUCCAGUUCAUCAAGUGAAAGCACUAGACAUGCUAGUUGCCAUGGCAAAGAAAAAAGGCCGAAGAGAGAGCAUGAUGGCUAUCGACACAUUGAAAGACUUGUGGUUAGAAGAUCUUCUCCCAGAAGACAGAAAAUUGAAAACCUUUGUCCAGCAACCCCUUGGGUUAGUGGAAGUUACAAAGAAGAACAAGCUGUCGACAGAAGCAAGACAAACUAGACUUAUACUGUGGCAUUAUGAAAAUGUUCUCAAGCAGAAGUAUGCCGAUUUUGUGUCAACCUUUGAGCCACAUCUUCAAGAUACAAUAAUAAAUAUUAGGAGCAAGACUUUGGGAAUUAUAUUCGACCUGUUAUGUCAGCGACCAGAACAAGAACAGGUGUUGCUGAAAUUACUGGUCAACAAAGUUGGUGACCCUGAUCGCAAUGUUGCAUCAAAAGCUUCUUAUCUCUUGAGAUCAUUAGUUACAAAACAUCCAAACAUGAAGAUGGUGGUCGUUAAAGAAGUGGAGCGACUACUUUUUCGUCCAAAUAUUAGCGACAAAGCACAGUAUUAUGCUGUUUGCUUUCUGAAUCAAAACAUCCUCGGCAAGAAUGAUCAUGAAUUGGCCAGCCAACUUAUUGCAAUAUACUUUACUUUUUUCAAGGCAUUUGUCAAAAAAGGAGAAGUGGAAACAAAAAUGUUGAGUGCCCUUUUAACUGGUGUCAACAGAGCUUUCCCUUUUACAAAAGAUACUGAAGAAGAGAGAUACAGUGAACAGAUUGAUAUGUUGUUUAAGAUUGUACAUAUUGGAACAUUCAACACCAGCUUACAGGCACUCAUGCUUUUACUCCAAGUAUUAGAUUCAAGGCAGUCCAUAUCAGACAGGUAUUAUACAACAUUGUACAGUAAGCUGUUGGAUACGUCAUUAGCAACAUCAUCUAAACAAGCCAUGUUUUUAAAUGUGUUGUACAAGUCUUUGAAGAUUGAUACUUCUGUCCCAAGAGUGAAGGCUUUUGUGAAAAGGCUUCUCCAAAUUUGUAACAGUCAUCAGCCGGCAUUCAUCUGUGGAGCACUUUACUUGGUGUCAGAGCUGAUGAAAAUCAAACCCACGAUAAAAAGUAUGAUAGAGCAACCAGAGGAAGAAGAUGAGGAAGAGCACUUUGAAGAUGUACCUGAUGAUGAUGAUGAUGGCAAUGUUCAUCCAGAUGUAUCAUCUGAUGAUGAAGAGAACACAAAUGAUGAUGCAGCCAAAACUCAAAAUAAUUCAACAGUUUCUACUUCAACUUCGAAUCCACCARGAAAAAGCUAUGACUUUAAGUCUAGAAACCCUCUGUUCAGCAAAGCAGAGAACACUUGUAUGUGGGAGAUAUCUGAACUGUGUGACCAUUACCACCCGUCAGUCAGUCACUUCGCUAAUCAGAUUAGAGAGAGUCAAGUUAUAGAAUACAAAGGUGACCCUCUACAGGAUUUCACGCUGAUGAGGUUUUUAGACAGAUUUAUUUAUAAGAAUCCCAAGAAAAAGAUCAAAGACCAUGGAGGAUCACUGAUGCAGCCAAAAACACCAUCUACAAGACUACAAGAAGAGCCAGUUAAUUCCAAUACAUUCCUAAAAAAGAAGGAAGAAGAAGUGCGAGAAGAUGAAUUGUUCUUUUACAGAUAUUUCAAGGCCAAAGCAGCAAAUAAGGGAGAGAAGAAAAAAGAAAAUGAAGAAAAUGAAUCUAGUGAUGAUGAUAUUGAUAUCGUACAAGAUGAAAGUACGAGUCUUGAGUUUGACUUUGCAAGAGAAGUCAAGAAAUCCAAGCAAACUAAUAAAAAGAAGAGCAAGAAUAAGGGUGAUGAAGAUGACGAUGAAGAUGAAAAUGUAGUGGAGGAAGAAGACGCAUCAGAUGAGGAAGAAUUUGACUAUGACAAAAUGGACUUUUCAGACGAAGAGGAAGAUCUUGAAAAUGAUGAUUUGCAGACUCCUGGGAAAAAGAGAAAGUUUACUGAUAAAGAUUAUGAAAAAGCUUUGUUAGAGAAUAUCAGUUCUGAUGAAUUUGAAUCAGAUGAGGAAGGAAAAGACAAAAAAGGAAAAUCCAAGAAAAAGCAAAAACGUCAAGGGGAUGAAGAUAUCAGCUCACUAUUUGCUUCUGCCGAUGAGUUUGCUCAUUUGUUGGAGGACUCAGCAUCUGCUGGUGGGGGCAGCCACCAUGAUGUCUCGGGGAAAGCCAGCAACAAACAGAUCUUAUGGGAACAACGUACCAAUCAAACAUGGUCACGUGGGCGUGGACAGGGAAGAGGUAGAGGGAGGGGAAGGGGAAGGGGGAGGGGGGACAGACAAGAAAAAUGCUCAUUUCACAAUAAAAGGGGCAAAGGCCCAGACAGAGGAAGAAGAGGACGAAAACCGGGAAGGGGUAGAAAUUAA
This is a messenger RNA of Actinia tenebrosa (Australian red waratah sea anemone), 3410 nucleotides long. RefSeq names its product CCAAT/enhancer-binding protein zeta. Gene Ontology annotation, cellular component: nucleus. Lineage: Eukaryota; Metazoa; Cnidaria; Anthozoa; Actiniaria; Actiniidae. The record is from RefSeq and is a predicted model, not a curated record.